CCCGAGUCACCCUUCCCUUGGCUCGGCUUGUUCUCGUUUCUCGUCACUCGCCGGCCAGACUCGCUUCUGGCUGCACGUGGGCACCUCCCGCUCACCUGCCGCUCACCUGCCGUGCUUGUGCUGUCCUGUCUUAACCAUGGCAGGCUCCUACUGUGUCCUGCUGGCUGCCUCCCUCCUCCUGCUCCUCACCACGCCUCAUGUUCAAGGAGCUUACAUCCUCACGACGCCCCGGCAAGCCAUCAGUGAUCACGAGCAGCAACUGUGCGUGUUCGUGACUGACCCCGCGGCCCCACCAGGCGUCCUCAACGUCUCCCUCUCCAUCUGGGACAGCAGCAAGCUUAUUGAAGACAGAAACCAGACUAUUUUCCAGGAGAUUAUAAACAUCCCGUCAGGCAAGUACGAGAAGUGUCACAACCUCAACCUGCCAACCAUCGAGCAGUACAGCGGCAACCUGCACAUCAAAGGCAGCCUGAGCGGUCUCAAGCUGAACGACACAGUGGGUCUCUCCAUCAAGCGGUCCAAUGAGAAGACUUUCAUACAGACGGACAGGUACAAGUACCGGCCCGGGGAGAAGGUGCAGUUCCGCAUCCUGACAAUCACCGGCAACAAGAUGGAGGUGUCCACGAAGGAUUAUCAAGAGAUCUGGGUCACCACGCCCUCCAGGAACAGGGUCGCCCAGUGGAAGAACGUCAGCAACCACGAGGGUUUGGUCCACCUUGAAUUCCAGCUGGCCGACGAGCCCGAGGAGGGUUCCUACACCAUCCACCUCACGACGCCAACAGGGACGACAAUACAGAGGUUCGUGGUGGAGGAGUUUGUGCUGCCGCGCUACGAAAUAAAAAUCAAGCCCCCACCCUACAUCCUGGCCACGGCUGAGAACUUCACCUUCACCGUGUGUGCCAACUACACGUUCGGACAGCCAGUGAAGGGCAACCUCUCCUUCACCAUUUACAACCACCAGAGCAGGAAGUGCAGCGUCUCAAAAAUCACCAACACCACCAUCCACGGGUGCAGAGACAUUAUGGUGCCAGCAGAUGAGCUGCGGAUCAUGGACUGCAACGUGUACUCCGUCCGCGCCUCCGCCCUGGUGGAGGAGGAAGGUACCGGCCUGCAGAUGACGGAAUCACAGAGCACCUCCAUCACUCGCUCUGCUGUCAACUUCAAGACUCUGUACAAGGACGAGUUCAUGAAGCCCAACCUUCCCUACAGCGUCAAGCUACGGGCCGAGUUACCUGACGGCACCCCAGCACCAGGCGUGCCCGUGGAGGUGUGUGCCGCAGGAUGCUGUACUAACGACACCACCGCAGCAAACGGAAUCCUGAACAUUGUUCUUCCUAACUACAACUCCUACAGUGUCCUGGUGAAGGCCCUCAACUGCCGCGCCGGUAUGAGGUCCUCGGAGUACACAGACAACAUCGAGCACUACUUCUCGCCCUCCAACUCCUCGCUGCUCAUCAUCGCGCCGGAGAACAAGCUGGAGUGCUCGCCCAAAGCCCCCAGUAAACACGUGCUGCCGAUGCUCUUCUCGGCCCGCGACCAGCCCACCGCGGCCAUCACGGUGCAGAUCGUGUCCCGUGGCCAGAUUCAGCAUUCGACCACGCAGGAGGUCACGCUGACGGCCGGUGACCUUCCCUUCGAGGUGGCGAACAUGGUGGAGCCCCUGCCGCCCCCCAUCGAGGGCACCGUGCGGGGUCUCGUGAAUCUGGAGAUCACUCUGCCUCCGACGGCCUCCCCGACGGCUAAGGUGCUGGUGUGGUAUACUCGUGCUGAUGGCGAGGUGGUGUCGGACAUGCGCGAGCUGGAGGUGGACCGCUGCCUGGCUAACAACGUGUCAAUGAGCUGGUCAACGAAGAAAGCACAGCCUGGCGAGGCAGCUUCCUUCACGCUGAGCGGGGAACCUAACUCCGUCUGUAGCGUGGGUGUGGUGGACAAGAGCACCGAGCUGCUGGCAGGAGACCCUGACCCAAUCACUUUGGAGAGACUCUUCAACUUCGUGGAGCGCUUCACCAUCUACAAGUGGUCCAGGUCUCAAAUCAACGACCAUGAUUACUGCAACAGGCGCAGGAGACAAGAACAGCAAGCACAGGCUGGAUCACCACUUACAGGUGUUAUUUCCCCAGAUGACUCAUUCUUAUACUACGGCUACUACAGCAGCUACGUCGACGCUAUCAAGAUGUUUUCGGACGCCGGCCUCUACGUGCUGACGGACCUGACGGUGGAGACGCGCCCCUGCGAAAAAGAGGAAUACCGUCAUCAUGGAUUUGGCGGCGGCUCCGCUGGCAUCGCCGGAAUUGCGUUUGAUCGUCCAAAACCCGCAGCGCCCCCCCAGGCCCUCGGCGCCGUCGCCAUAGCCGAGGAUGCCCUCGGCCCUGACAGGGAGCAAGCGAUUGAACACAAAACCAGCAGCGAGAGCAGUGACGAGGAGGCUCCCAGGACUAAUUUCCCCGAGACGUGGCUGUGGAACAUCAUGGUGGUGCCGGAGAACGGAACACGUAAGGUGGACCAGACUCUGCCGGACACCAUCACGCAGUGGGUGGGUAAGGCAGUGUGUGUCCACCCUCAGGCAGGCGUCGGUCUGUCCGAGAGGGAGUCGAUCACCACCUUCACGUCCUUCUUCGUCGACCUCACGCUCCCGCCGACAGUCAAGCGCAGAGAAACCCUGCCCGUGAAGAUGGGUGUGUUCAACUACCACGACAAAGACCUGCCGAUCACCAUCACGCUGGAGGACAGCGUCGAGUAUGACAUCCUGGAGGAGCCAGAGUUACCUGGGGCGAGAGGCAAGCGCAGUGCCUGCAUUCCAGCCAACGACAAGGUAGUGCUGACGGUGCGGGUCACUCCUAAGGUGGUUGCUGACGUGAACCUGACAGUGUCUGCCGCCGUGGACGCCACGGACUUCCCUACUUGUGGCGAGGGAGCAAACUCUCCACAGAAAAGGGAUGCCUUGAUACGGCCCAUCAAGGUGGAGGCGGACGGCUUCCCGAGGGAGAAGACCUUUAGCAAGUACAUCUGUUCUGAAGACUUCACGAGUGGCACGGAUGAGUUGGAGUCGUGGGACCUGACACUGCCGCCAGAGUUUAUAAAGGGAACCGAACGAGGCUACGUGGAGGGAUCUGAACGAGCCUGGGUGACGGCCGUGGGUGAUCUACUGGCGCUCUCGCUCGAGAAUUUGGGUCACCUCAUCCGGAUGCCAUACGGCUGCGGUGAGCAAAACAUGUUGAACUUCGCCCCGAUCAUCUUCCUGAUGGACUACCUGGAGACCACGCGCCAGGCCACACCCGAGGCCACCGCCAAGCUGAUGCGCUACAUGAACACUGGUUACCAGCGCCAGCUACUCUACCGCAGAAACAAUGGUUCCUACAGCGCCUUCGGGAACGCUGACGAAUCCGGAUCAACUUGGUUGACUGCUUUUGUCCUUAAGUCCUUCACGCAGGCCAAAAAAUACAUCCAGGUUGAUGAGGAAAAGCUAAACCAGACGCGGAAGUGGCUACUGAGCCAUCAGGGGCCCGACGGCUGCUUCACUGCUGUUGGCAAGGUGCUGCACAAGAGCAUGCAGGGUGGCGUGAGUGACAGCAAGACCCCAGCGCCUCUCACAGCCUACGUGCUAAUGUCGCUGGUGGAGGGCGGGGAGCAGCCUUCAGCUCCACCUCUUGACAUGGCCAUCCAAUGCCUCAGCAGUGUGUCCUCCCGCCAUCCAUACACCCUGGCCCUCAAAGCCUACGCCAUGGCCCUCGCUGGCCGUCCCGAGGCAGCUGACGUCCUGACGGAGCUGGAGAAUGCAGCCGUUGUCACUUCAAACUCCAUGCACUGGAAGCUGCCUGAAGACAGGAGCAGAGCUGCCGCCGUGGAGGUGGCGGGGUACGCCAUCCUGGCCAUGAUGACCCUCAACCCAGAGACCUAUGAGCCCAAGGCGAGGAAGGUGGUGAAGUGGAUCACCACGCAGAGGAACGGACAGGGAGGCUUCUAUUCCACACAGGACACCGUGGUGGCCAUGCAGGCGCUGACUCUGUUUGAGAGCCACCGUUACCAGGGUCCCCUCAAUGUAGUCGCCUCCGUCAAGGCCGAGGGGCUCGAGCACACCUUCAACGUGAAUGACGACAACAAGCUGCUGCAGCAGUUGAAGACGCUGCCUAUACUACCAACACAAGUGAGCCUCACCAUGACAGGCGAUGGAUGCGCCGUGCUGCAGGGCGUCCUCCGUUACAACAUUCCCAACCCCGAGCCGAGUGAUGCCUUUGACCUCACCGUCAACACCAUUACGGUGCCAGACCGCCUGUGCGUCACCAAACGCAUCACCGCCUGCGCCUCCUACCGCCUUCCUGACGGCGCCUCCAACAUGGUGGUCAUCGAGGUGGACCUCAUUUCGGGUUACAUCCCGGAUAAGGAUGACCUCAAGCUCCUCACCAAACAGGACAAGAACAUCAGGCGUUACGAGGUGGACGGCAGCAAGAUCAACUUCUAUAUAAACGAGUUGACGGUGAAGGACACCUGUGUGAACUUCAGAGUGACGCGAACCGUGGACGUGGAGGACGUGAAGCCCGGCACAGUGGUGGUGUACGACUACUACCAGGAGGAGUUCUCCAUCUCCAUGAGGUACACGCUGCCACCUAACGACGAGUGCCGCUAAGAAACCUGAGGACGAAGACGACAGGCGAGGCCGCGUACGUGUACGUGCCCAUCACGCAGACAGUCGUGACGAGGGCCGCCACCACAGCCUGCAGCUUCGCCUCCCCGCCACAACCAUCACACAAACUGCUAUCUUGUCAAAUCACAUCACGCCAGUUUUAGGAACUAUUUUUAUAGAGAUUCACUAAAACUUCUCACGUAGAAAAUCCUUUUACGUUGUUGUUUCACGGUUCUCAAAGGACACUGAUGUGGUUAUUUUUGUUCUGUUGCAGUUUGUCUUUUUGGUUCAUUGAGUUGUUAGGUUUUUGUUUUAUCAUGUAGCCACAAUGUGAGACACUGUACAAUGUUUUAGUGUUGUAGCUAAUAAAGUCUUAACAUAAUUUCUUAAAA
Molecule: messenger RNA, 5013 nt
Organism: Scylla paramamosain (green mud crab)
Lineage: Eukaryota; Metazoa; Arthropoda; Malacostraca; Decapoda; Portunidae
Product: alpha-2-macroglobulin-like
Exons: 27
Coding region: 137-4624 (1495 amino acids)
Cellular component (GO): extracellular region
Molecular function (GO): endopeptidase inhibitor activity
Source: RefSeq, a predicted model, not a curated record